This is a messenger RNA of Hyaena hyaena (striped hyena), 2016 nucleotides long. Its product is annotated as zinc finger protein 883-like. The coding region runs from base 1 to 1920 and encodes 639 amino acids. Gene Ontology annotation, biological process: regulation of transcription by RNA polymerase II. The record is from RefSeq and is a predicted model, not a curated record. The transcript is spliced from 2 exons. Gene Ontology annotation, molecular function: RNA polymerase II cis-regulatory region sequence-specific DNA binding; DNA-binding transcription factor activity. NCBI's taxonomy places the organism in Eukaryota, Metazoa, Chordata, Mammalia, Carnivora, Hyaenidae.
AUGAAAAAGUUCCGGAUAGUGGUGAGGGCGGCACGACAGUACUUGGAGCCAAGCUCUGCACCCGCCCAGGAGGCACUGGUGAGAAAGAGCCUUUCGCAGGAGGCCGCUUCCGCCGCGGCAAAGGUGGAGGGGGUUUGGGGGGCGCUGCGCGGAGUCGCCGGAGGGGGGCGCCCCUGGCCGUGCAGCGGCCGCUCGGAGCGGGCGACGCCCCUGACGCGCCUGUCCGCUCCUCGCGAGGAAGCCGUCUGCGGGCAGAGAGGCGGCGGCCCCGAGCCCGCGCCGAGCCCCGGGCGGCCCCCGGCCCCCGUCGGGAGGCGCGGGGGGCCCGGCGGGGAGGGGGCCCCGAGCAGGCGCGGGCCCGGAAGGAGCCCGAGACGCCCCGGGACGUCGGCGGAGAAGGAGCCGUUUCGCUGCGCCGAGUGCGGCGAGGCCUUCGUGUCCCGCCCCGACUGCAGCCCGCGCCGCAGAGUCCACACCCGCGAGCGGCGCGCCCAGUGCGGCGGCUGCGGGAGGGCGCUCGCCCGCGGCCCCUCCGUCGUCCGGCACCGCGUGGUUCACACGCGCGAGAAGCCGCACGCGUGCGGCGCGUGCGGCAAGACCUUCACGCAGAGCUCCUCGCUCGCCGAGCACCGCAGGAUCCACAGCGGGGAGAGGCCGUACCGCUGCGGGGAGUGCGGCAAGGCCUUCACGCAGAGCUCCUCGCUCCUCAAACACCGGCGGUGCCACACCGGGGAGAAGCCCUACGAGUGCGACCAGUGCGGCAAGUUCUACUCGCAGGUGUCGCACCUCACGCGCCACCGGAAGAGCCACUCGGGCGAGAGGCCCCACAGCUGCGGCGAGUGCGGCAAGGCCUUCUGUCACGCGUCGUCCCUGAGCCAGCACCAGGCGAUCCACACCGGGGAGCGGCCCUACAGGUGCACCGAGUGCGGGAAGGCCUUCAGCCACAGCUCGUCCCUGUCGCAGCACCAGCGGGUCCACACGGGCGAGAAGCCCUACGAGUGUCGCGAGUGCGGCAAAGCCUUCGGCCACAGCUCCUCCCUGACGCAGCAUCGGAGGAUUCACACCGGCGAGAAGCCCUACGCGUGUCGCGAGUGUGGGAAGGCGUACACACAGAUUUCCCACCUCAUGAGGCACCAGAGCGUUCACGCGGGCGAGAAACCCUAUGUGUGCAAGGAGUGCGGAAAGGCCUUCGGCCACACGUCGUCCUUCGCUCAACACCGCACGGUUCACACCGGUGAGAAGCCCUACAAGUGCUGCGAGUGCGGGAAGACGUUCGGCCAGAACUCCUCGCUGACGCGCCACCAGAGGACUCACACCGGGGAGAAGCCGUACGCGUGUGCGGCCUGCGGGAAGGCCUACACCCAGAUCUCCCACCUCCUCCAACACCAGCGAGUUCACACUGGAGAGAAACCUUACGAGUGCGCGGAGUGUGGCAAAGCCUUCGGCCGCAGCACCCACCUUAUCGAGCAUCAGAAAAUCCACACGGGCGAGAAGCCCUAUCCGUGUAAAGAGUGUGGGAAGACAUUCAGUCACAACUCGUCCCUCACUCAGCACCGGAGAGUCCACACUAGCGAGAAGCCCUACGCCUGUAACGAGUGCGGCAAGGCCUUCAGCCAGAGCGUCCACCUUGCUCAGCACCGGAGGAUCCAUACGGGAGAGAAGCCCUAUGAAUGUGACAGCUGUGGAAACGCCUACACCCAGAUUGCACACCUGAUUCAACACCAGAAGGUUCACGCGGGUGGCCGACGCUGUGUGCGCAGGGAGCGCGGGGAGGAUUUCAGCUGCGGUUCACACCUGCCUCAACACCCGACGCCCCGCACAGUGCGCGACGCCUACGCCCGCGAGGAUUUCGAGAAGGCAGUGGCUUGGAGCGCACAGCUGGCCGUUGAUCAGAGGACGCCUGCUGACCAGGAAGCCUGAGAAGGGAAGCCGACUGUGGGCCUGCGGCCGGGUUCGGUUCAGCCUGCGUCCGCUCCGGUAACCCCCUCCUUCCCCGGAAGGAGCCCUCACCCCGAG